This is a messenger RNA of Trichobilharzia szidati, 985 nucleotides long. Lineage: Eukaryota; Metazoa; Platyhelminthes; Trematoda; Strigeidida; Schistosomatidae. The record is from the annotation of a GenBank genome assembly.
AACAUGAACACCAACAACACCACCAACAAGAACAACAACGGCGAUCAGAUGGUAAUGAUAACGAUGAAAGAGGCAUCAAAAAAUCAUCAUACGCAUUUACAAGUCAAUAAUACUAUAACACCUGACCAUAAAAGUAUUAAUAAUAAUAAUAAUAAUACGCUAAUAAUGCGAAUAAUGACCACGGUGUACACCGACCCUACCAGAAUCAACUGAAACCAAACCAAUCAAUACUAUCAUUAACAAUAACUGAGAAUCCCAUAGCCGUGUUACAAACAUCUGGAUUAGAUAUUAGUCACAAUGAUUACAUAAGAAAAUUACAAUCUAAUCAUCAUCAUAAUAAUAAUAUGCUUACAAAAAAUAAACAACAAAUUGUUACAAAAAGUCUAUCAAAUCGUUUGCGUAAAAAAGCUCGUGAAGGUCAACGUGUCACUAUCAUGUUGAUAAUAGUUGUGAUUAGUUUUGUGAUAACAGAAGCACCACAAGGUGUAUUCAAUACACUUGUUGCAAUAAAAGGUGAAUGUUUUUUAAGUACAAUUUAUGUCCCAUUAGGUGAUAUAUUAGAUUUAUUAGUAUUAUUAAAUUCAUCAAUAAAUUUUAUACUUUAUUGUGCGAUGUCACAAAAAUUUCGAGUGAAUUUCGUAAAUUUAUUGAGAAAAAUGAUGUCAUGGUGUUGUCGACUGUGCUGUUUUCAAUGUCAUCGUCGCCAUGGUCAUGGUCAUGGUCAUCAUUAUCCUAACAUCGAGCAUUCUCAUGAUGAUAAAGGCAAUAGUGAUAAUGACUAUCCUGUGAUGACAAACCAUAAGAAUGAAAUGAAGGAAUGAUAACGAAAGUGAGUACAGUACAUAGAGAAGAGUAGAGUGUAACUGUGGUUGGCUAACACAUAUGUGCUGAAGUGAUUCAACUGAAAUAUUGAUCACUACACACCAGAGCAGCAUAGAACCAUUAGGAAGAACUAUAAAGAUGUGUAUAAAGAUGCAGAAUCUCA